Nilaparvata lugens (brown planthopper) is the source of this 1414-nucleotide messenger RNA. Its product is annotated as UBX domain-containing protein 1. The coding region runs from base 338 to 1306 and encodes 322 amino acids. Lineage: Eukaryota; Metazoa; Arthropoda; Insecta; Hemiptera; Delphacidae. The transcript has 7 exons. The record is from RefSeq and is a predicted model, not a curated record. Gene Ontology annotation, molecular function: protein binding.
CCGAUAGUUGACAUUUCAAUCCAAUACUAUCGAUGCUCGUUCCUCAGAAAAUCUUUCAUAGUUAAUAAAUUAUAAGAUAUCUAUUUUUAAAAGUAGUUUUCUUAUUCUGAGGAAAAAUAUUGAAUUUAUUUUUAAGUUUAUCAAACAUCCAAACAAUCAAUGCUGAAUCCAAAUUUUAAGCAUUAAAUUUAAUAGCAAACAGCUGUUACACCGGUGUCAAUCUUCAAUUGAAGGCGUAGGAUCGUAGGAUGACGCUUGCUGAAUUUCAACAAUAACGUGUUGUGUUUUUGGUUAGAUGAGUAACUACUGAUUUAUUAUUUUUGUCAAAUACCUAAAAAUGUCGUCUUCCGGUGAUGUUCAAAUGUUAAUAGAGAUGGGAUUUACCAAAGAUAAAGCGGAGAAGGCUUUGUCAGUAACUGGAAAUCAAGGCGUUGAACCAGCCAUGGAAUGGCUUCUUGCUCAUGGAGAUGAAAUCUCCGCCAACAAUACAACCGAAUCAGGAGAUCAAAGCAGCUCCAACGCACAACUAGGAAAUACAUCUUCAGCUCCUGAAAUUGAAUCGGCUGCCGAACAAGUUGCUAAAUCAUUGAAAUGCAAUGAGUGCGGAAAGCUCUUUUCAACACAGCUGGAAGUGGAAUUCCAUGCUACGAAAUCCGGGCACAGUGACUUCAGCGAAUCCACAGAAGAGAAGAAGCCGUUAACAGAGGAGGAGAAAGUGGAACAACUGAAAAAAUUGGAAGAGAAGAUGCGACAAAAGCGAAAAGAACGAGAAGAACAGGAGAAACAGGAGGCGAUAGAACGAGAGAGGAAUCGCAUCCGAUCAGGAAAAGAAAUGGCAGCUGCAAAGAAAAAAUUGGAGGAUGAAGAGAUCAAGAAAAUAGUGGAGCAGCGAAGACGAGAAAAAGAAGAGGACAGAUUAGCUAAGGAGAGGGUAAGACAACAAAUCGAGCAAGACAAGUUGGAACGAAGGAAAAAGUUUGAAGGAGCAACUGCCGAAACUAAAGCACCCGCUGCUGCUGCGGUCCCGGCUGCCAGUCCGGUCAGCCCUCAACCUUCUAAAGACUAUACACAAACCAGGCUGCAGAUACGUCUAACAAAUGGCUCUGCUCUAACGCAAACAUUUGGCUCAAAGGAACAACUUUCAGCUGUUAGGCUUUUCAUUGAUCUAAAUAGGAAAGAUGGAUCAAGGGAAUUUUCUCUAAUGACAAACUUCCCUAAGAAAGUUUUCACCGAAGACGAUUAUGAUAAACCUCUCGAUGCAUUAGGCCUAGUUCCAUCUGCAGUUCUCAUACUGACAAACAAAUAAUGAUGUAGCUUCCUCGAGUCAAUUCAACUUCUGCGUCAUUUUACACAUAUCUUUUCUUCAUUAUCCAUAUUUUAUGAUUUAUCAGUUGAUAAAACGUUUUUAUUUAUA